AUGGAUGAGGAGCCACAGUUAGCUGAGACAAUGCAGAAGGUGAUCGCGACUAUUUCCCCAAAGGAAUACCGACGAAAGACAAUUGAAGAUAAGGAGGGUGGAGUGAACUAUAAUUAUAUCAGCAAUGGUGAGGGUCGCAUUGUUGCCUGUGUUACAACAAGCGAUAUGCGUAUGCGUACAAUUUUUGCCUUUCUGGAAGCAGUCGAGCCGCUUGUUCGUGGUAGUGUCGGUCCACAGGGGUCUGAGCUUCGUAAUGGCAAGAAACUUCUUCAGCAAAAGAUGGAGUUUUACAACAAUCCACAAAAUGAUAAGAUUACGGCCCUUAACGAAGAAAUCAACCAGGUUGUGGAUGUGAUGAUGGACAAUAUGGACAAGGUCCUUGCUCGCGGCGAGCGUCUUGAUACACUAGUCGAUAGGGCUACUAGUUUGUCAAAUCAGGCUCAGGAAUUCCAGCAUUGCUCCACUGAGCUGAAGCGGAAUCUAUGUAUGAAGAAUAUUAAGUUGACGCUAAUAAUCAUCGCAGUCGUUCUUGUAUUCAUUCUUAUUAUUUUGAUGAUUGUCUGCAAGCCAAAUUUCUCGAGGUGUAGUUAGCCCAAUUAGACAUGAGAAUUAGAAACGUGAAAUUGUUUUGAUGCUUGUGUUGCAUCGUUCAUACACAGUAGCCUUCGCGCUGUGCUUGCAUUUUUUCUUUUAGUGUUGUAUAUUGUUAGUGCGCAAAAGAAAAGGUAGUUUUUAUAAUUAUUUAUAGUUGCGUGUUUGCCUAUUUUUUUUUGCCAGAGGUAUUCUUCAAAGAGAUGCGAUUAGAUAACAAGAACUGAAUGCUGACUUUAGUGCUACUUGAGAGAUUCUCAUAAAACUAUCAUAUUUUUCAUUUAUUCAAUCAGAAGUGGCAUAUAAGUUAAUAAUGGACUAAUUAUACAUGACGGGGGGGGGGAGGGAGGGCUAGAAA
Messenger RNA from Phytomonas sp. EM1, 949 nucleotides. The record is from the annotation of a GenBank genome assembly. Lineage: Eukaryota; Euglenozoa; Kinetoplastea; Trypanosomatida; Trypanosomatidae.